Molecule: messenger RNA, 1639 nt
Organism: Hypoxylon trugodes
Lineage: Eukaryota; Fungi; Ascomycota; Sordariomycetes; Xylariales; Hypoxylaceae
Exons: 2
Coding region: 338-1102 (254 amino acids)
Source: RefSeq, a predicted model, not a curated record
GGACAACCAAUUCACCAAUCAUCGACCGCGGUAAGUUGCACUGAGACGUACAUCCUGAUCAAUGGAUAGAAUUAUGUAGCGCUUUAGGUCGACGGCUAGAUCAAUAUCCAGUCCUUGCGGCAUCUUAACUAGGAUGGAUCUUGAAGGCAGUGCAAUUAACUUUGUCGCUUCGAGAAUACGCAUCCAAGCAAGGUAGGCAAGAAAUAUGAUAUAAGAUUGUAGUCUUGGCCCUUCCAAUAUCUUCUGGGGAGUUGAAUUCUUCAGGCCAGCUUCAUUCUACUCAGCAAGUUAUAAUAUUCUCGUCUAUAGUAGGGGCUCAUUUUUACAUUCGUCCAACAUGGCUUCAGGUUUACCCAUAGCCUUGCUUAUUAUUUACAUCACGGUAUCCCUACCAACAAUCUAUAUCGCCUUCAAGCACGGAGUCAGACAUGCUGCUAUCAUUGGCUGGGGAUUUCUCUUCAUCUUUUGCACACUCAGAAUCAUAUCUAGUGCAAUCGAAUCAAAGGAUUCGACUAGCACCGGUGCUGCUCUAAUUGCCAGUAUCGGUCUAUCCCCUCUCCUCGCUUCAGUAUGCGGCGUCCUACAUGAAGCGCGUGCCUAUCUUAUUCCGAAGUCUCGAAGACCCGCCGACGUAACGUUUCUCGUCUUCUUUCACUUCCUCGUCACGACAGCAAUCGCGCUUGUUGCCGCCGGUGCAUCGAAGCUCGACAACACCACGUUACCACCGGACCAGAUGAAGCGCAGCCACAAUUUAGUGAAAGCAGGCAUGGUUAUGCUACUUCUCAGUUGGAUAUCUCUCGCGUUACUCGUCUUCAACACAUUCUACCAGAGUCUAGCUCAAAGGGCAAGCAAGGUAGGAGGAAGUGGGGGUACGAAGCUACUUCUGGCAGUCACCUUCUCUAUACCUUUUCUAGGUAUACGGGUACUCGAGCGACUUAUUUACUUCUUCACUGAAAACCAGGCGUUGAAUCCAGUGACGGGAAGUCUUGGCCUAAGAGUUGGGUUGGAGGUUAUAGAGGAGCUUAUUGUGACUUUCAUGUUGCUCGUCGCGGGUAUUAUGACGCGGAACAUUAAGUCCGCCCCCACGGAAGCCAUUUAUUAGGCCGAGGGGCCUCUUCUUUGGGGUAGUAGAUCAAAGGGUUAAGAUGGAUAAGACGACGAUUUAGUCGAGCAUCGGAAGCGACUCGCAUGGGAUUAUGCAUUAGAUACGCCGUCAUUGGUUCAUUUGGGCUGGAUAUUUCGAUAAUUCUCAGGCAGGAUAUUUUAUAGAGAGGUAUUUCAAGGUCAUGCCCAUUGAUUGCAGGGACCUGUUGGCUCUUGCGUUUUCAUACUUGUUCGUGAUAUGUCAUUUGGGGCCGACAACUGCUCUGGGCGGGAAGACCCGUGGAGUCCCAAACCGUGAGAAAAAGAAAUAAUUAGGGAAAUAUUCCAUUCUGGACUUCCCCACCACCCAGUAGCGGAUCAGCGAAAAUGUGGCGGCGUGCUUGCAUAGCAUCUGCGGGGGCAUCGGCGCAUGCAAGAUACUGUUACAAGAGCAACUAGGUGGGUGGUAGGUGCCAAUAUGAUGAACAUAUCGCGUAGCCAUGCAGGAUGGGAUGUUAGUUGGCUCUUGAAGUGAGAAGUUUCGCGAGGCUUAUAC